Molecule: messenger RNA, 474 nt
Organism: Protobothrops mucrosquamatus (brown spotted pit viper)
Lineage: Eukaryota; Metazoa; Chordata; Lepidosauria; Squamata; Viperidae
Product: claudin-1-like
Exons: 2
Biological process (GO): bicellular tight junction assembly; cell adhesion
Cellular component (GO): bicellular tight junction; plasma membrane
Molecular function (GO): structural molecule activity
Source: RefSeq, a predicted model, not a curated record
CUGUCUCUCUUGUUCCAACUGGGUCCUGCGCCUCGCAGCUGCUUCGUGGAAGGAGGAUGGCCAACGGGGGUCUCCAGAUGUUGGGCUUCAUCCUGGCCUUCAUCGGCUGGAUUGGCAUCGUGGUCUGCACGGCCAUGCCGCAGUGGAAGAUCUCCUCCUACGCGGGGGACAACAUUGUGACGGCCCAAGCCAUCUACGAGGGCCUCUGGAUGUCCUGCGUCAUGCAAAGCACGGGGCAGAUGCAGUGCAAGGUGUACGACUCCAUUCUCAAGUUGCCAGGUAGCUUGCAAGCCACCCGGGCCCUGAUGGUGUCCAGCAUCCUUCUGGGUCUCAUCGGAGCUUUUGUCGCCAUGAUCGGCAUGAAAUGCAUGAAGUGCUUGGAAGAUGAUGAGGUCAAGAAGUCAAGAAUGGCCAUCCUUGGAGGUGUCAUCAUAUUAAUCUCAGGUGAAGAAGGUCUUUCUUCUGCCAAUCCGU